Molecule: messenger RNA, 1343 nt
Organism: Hordeum vulgare subsp. vulgare (domesticated barley)
Lineage: Eukaryota; Viridiplantae; Streptophyta; Magnoliopsida; Poales; Poaceae
Product: ribonuclease P protein subunit p29-like
Exons: 9
Coding region: 283-1200 (305 amino acids)
Biological process (GO): tRNA 5'-leader removal; rRNA processing
Cellular component (GO): ribonuclease P complex; ribonuclease MRP complex
Molecular function (GO): ribonuclease P RNA binding
Source: RefSeq, a predicted model, not a curated record
CUCCUUUCCCCAAUCCCUCGUCCUCUCAACUGGUCUUCGCCCUCGCUCGGCCGCGGCCCGCGGCGCGCCGGUGCCUGACUUCGUACUUGGCAGAUUUCGGUGACAACGCCGAACAGUCUUGCCGUAUUUUUCAUUACCACCGGCGAGCAGUGACACCCUGAAGACCUGAACGGCUGAACCGGCUUGAUCCAUCGAGGCAUCGAGCUCGAGAAUCUUGCCUAGGAUCAAUGUCAACUAUUUCUGAUCAGAAGAAACGGACCUUAGAAGCCAUUCAACAACGGUAUGCAGCAGCUAAAGCUAAGAAGCUGCAAGAUGAACAGCCCAAGUGCCCGAAGAACAAAGAGAGUACCCCCAAGGCCAAGUUUGAUGCACGGAGGAAAGGAAAAACUCCCGAAUCCACUCCUUCUCGAACUUCUGGCCAGCUGCCUACGUUUAGAGUGCUGCUUUUCAGCUCAAGGAAACUCCGGCCAUCAACAAAAACCUUCUGCCUCUUCAGGUGGAGAAAUCAACCCUAUAUACUCUGAGAUUUCAUUUGCUCUUCAUGAAAAUUUGUCCCAAGAUGACUAUUCGGAUCUCGACAGCACAGACGUAGUUCACAGUGUCGUAUAUGAUAUAAUUCAGAAAGGUGGAGAAGCCGGGAAAAUUGCUAAGGGAUCCAAAAAGUUAAAGCUGGAUAGAGGGAUUCUUUUGGAUAACUAUGUUCAAAGAGGUCCUAUAUUAGUGGAUGCACAAUCGCGAUCUUUGUUGAUUCACUCGAAGCGUUCAAAAAGACACAUGUCACUGAAGCAACAUAAGAAAUGUGGGUCAUUUGAUUUACAUGAUACAUUCCGCAGGUUUGACCUCUAUAAGCCAAUGCAUGAAAUGUGGAAAGAGUAUAUGCGAGAGCUUACAAAAAGUACCCCGAAAAAGCAAUUGUCUGAAAAUCUCCUUUCAGCAGAUCUUCAUGGGGCUCUUAUAAUAGUGGCACAAUGCAAAGCAGCCUCAUAUCAAGGUGUAAGUGGCAUCAUGAUCCGGGACACUGCAGAGACUUUUGGAAUUAUAUCAGAGGACAACCGCUUCCGAGUUGUGCCGAAAGCUGGAUCAGUCUUCGUCCUCCAAGCUGACUGCUGGAAGGUCACACUGAUCGGCGACAAACUGUCACCAAAGGAGAAGUUGAAGGAAAGCCAGCGUAUGCAGCAUGCGCAAUCACUGAUCAGAUAGAGUUUCGAGCCUGUUAGGCUAUGUUUUCUGAUUUUUUUUGCCCAGAGGAACCCCUGGAGUUUUUCUUGUUUAAUCUUUGUUUCUGUUGAUUAACAUCAGUCUAUCCCAUCAUUGUUUAGCACUUGGCAGUUCGUGUUGCUCCA